CCAGACCCAGCGCACCCAGCUGCGCCUCCUCCUCUGCACUCUCCACCCCUGAUCUCGUCACUGUGGAUUAGCUGGUGAGAGAGAGAGAGCGAGGGGCUCCCGGUACGGUGCGCGCUCCCGGCUCACUCCAAGCGCGCUCACAUCCAGCCAGCAGCGGCCGCCGAGAGUGCGCCCCCGCCUCAGACCCUCCUCCAUUCAAAGCAGCCAGGAUCCUCUUGUCGGCUAGCUUGCUGCUGCAGCCUCUCCAUACCUGAAAGAAUCAUCUGCAGCCAUAGCGCUGGCACAGAGCUCUCAGAAUACUCAGCCAGAGCUCCACUGACUGCAGGUGGAGGCUGUUUUAAGAUCUUCUCACAGAAACUAUGGAGAACAGUUUUCUCUUCUCCACAAAGAAAACUGUUUUGUUUCUCACACUGGUGUUGUGGGAGUUAUCAAGGCAAGGACAUGCAGUUGAUACACUGGAUGAUGAUGCAAAAAAUAACAUUACUAUAUUUACGAGGAUUCUAGAUAGACUUUUGGAUGGAUAUGAUAACCGUCUAAGGCCUGGAUUAGGAGACCGAGUAACAGAAGUUCAUACGGAUAUUUACGUGACAAGUUUUGGUCCUGUUUCUGAUACAGAUAUGGAAUACACAAUAGAUGUGUUUUUCCGUCAAAACUGGGAAGAUGAGAGAUUACGAUUUAAAGGACCGAUGCAUAUUCUUCGGCUGAACAAUCUAAUGGCUAAUAAAAUUUGGACUCCAGACACAUUCUUUCAUAAUGGAAAAAAGUCUAUUGCUCACAACAUGACGAUGCCAAAUAAGCUGUUAAGAAUUCAAGAUGAUGGAACUUUGCUAUAUACAAUGAGGCUUACUGUUCAAGCUGAAUGUCCAAUGCAUUUGGAGGAUUUUCCUAUGGAUGCCCAUGCGUGUCCACUAAAAUUUGGCAGCUAUGCCUACACAACCUCAGAAGUAACUUAUGUGUGGACACGUAAUGCCACAGAGUCAGUAGUGGUGGCCCCCGAUGGAUCAAGGUUAAAUCAGUAUGUUCUGUUAGGACAUUUAGUUGGGAAAGAGACAAUCAAAUCAAGUACAGGAGAAUACACAGUAAUGACAACACAUUUUCAUCUGAAAAGAAAAAUUGGAUAUUUUGUAAUUCAGACUUAUCUUCCCUGCAUCAUGACAGUAAUUUUGUCUCAGGUGUCAUUCUGGCUAAACAGGGAAUCUGUGCCUGCAAGAACAGUUUUUGGUGUUACAACUGUAUUGACAAUGACAACUCUCAGCAUCAGUGCAAGAAACUCCCUUCCAAAAGUAGCUUAUGCGACAGCCAUGGAUUGGUUUAUUGCCGUUUGCUACGCUUUUGUAUUUUCAGCGUUGAUAGAAUUUGCCACUGUAAACUACUUUACUAAAAGAGGAUGGGCCUGGGAUGGUAAAAGCGUUGUCAAUGACAAGAAAAAGGAAAAAGCGUCUGUAAUUAAGAAAAAUAAUGCUUAUGCAGUGGCUGUGGCAAAUUAUGCUCCGAACAUCACCAAGGAUUCAGCUCUGCCGACAAUAUCGAAAAGUGCAACUGCGGAUGCUAGCAAAGCAAAACCACAGGAAGCAAAGAAAACGUUUAACAGUGUUAGUAAAAUUGACAGAAUGUCUCGGAUAGUAUUCCCACUUUUGUUUGGUACAUUUAACUUGGUAUACUGGGCUACCUAUCUUAAUAGGGAACUGGCCAUAGAAGGUCUUGUCUUUUCAAAAUAGAAGUCAACGUUGCUAAUAGUAUAUUAGCAUCUUCAGACUCAAAUAGAUUGUUUUAGUAUGGCUAAUAAUAAAUGCUGAAUUUUGAAUUGACAUGUACACUAAGUACCUCUUUGGUAAGAAGGGGGCUCUGUUAACUAGAACGAGCUUUGAAUAGCUGAGUAUCAUGACUUAUAUACACAAUUUCCUGUUUACAAAGUGAAUUUACUUUGAUUUAAGGUUUUGAUGCAGUUUAUGGGGAAUGGUUCAUUGUUAACAGAGAAAAUAAAUUGCCAGUAUUUUUUUUUUUCCCCUUAUCGGAACCCUACAGUAUUUUGUUAUUUAGAGUAUUAAUCUUUUUUAUGACAAAUAAUGUUAAUUACUGCAAAUAAUGCAACAUGCUGUGUAAAAAUGAUUUCUAAGUUCAUAAAUGCAAAAUGUACUUUACCUAUAUUUUAUGGAUUCAUGUAUCAAAUGCACAUUUUGUUUCCAAAUUUUAAGUGCAAAAGUUAAUAAUGUAUUCUUUUUAGUUGGUGCAGUGUGCUACGAUUAACAACUCAUUUUCUCUAGGAGAUAAUUCUGCAACUAUAAUACAUAUCAGGGAAAUGUGUUGCCAUAUACAACUGCCUUCCUAUUUGUUGAAGUAUGCUUUCAUAAUGAAAGUAUGCAUAGGUUCUCAAAUGGAAUAUGUUUAUUAUUGUGUUGCUGUGCUAGAGAAGUGUCAAUUUACUGCAAUGCCACAAAGUACACACUCUUCAGGCACACACAGUGUACCCCAUUCUUGAAAAAAAAAACAGGAUCUAAAUUUAUUUUAUGUAUAAUUUUGAUGAAAAAGAAUCAUUUCAAAACACAAAAUAUUGCAAGUUUCUAUCAAUUCUUUAUGAAAAUGUUUUGAUUACAGUUAAAAACCCAUCUAGCAUGAACACAUAUAAUACAUAAAUAUAGAAUUAAAUGACUCUAUCCCCGCUAUUCUUCUAAUUCUUAUAUAUAAGUAGGUAAAUGCGUUCUUCAUAAAAUUUUGUUUUUUUCUUAGAUCUCAAGUAAUUUUGCUUAUUGUUCAAUAUAAUAGUAACUAUUCUAAAAUCUAAAUCCCCGUUGUGAAUUUGCCACCAAAACUUAGUUCGUACUAGACCUUGACUUUUUUAAUACUUUUUUAUAAUCCUAAAUGGCUGAACAUAUGUUACAUGUUUUUUUUUUUUUUUUUUUAAUGGAUCAAAAAUAAUUUUUGGGGCAGAGUGCUCCCCAGUUAGGACGGACUUCAAUAAAGGGCCCUUCAUACUAAGGUCAUUUUGUUUGCAAAUCAAGUAUCCUAGCCUAAAAGUAGCGCAACACCAAGCAUGAUCAGAUGUGAAUUGAGCAUAACUAAACAAUACACACUCCAUGUCUAUAGAAAAAAAAUAACCUGGAACCCAAGAAAAAAAAAGACAUCAGCCCUUGAACUUUGAGGCUAAAUUAGACAGGUUCCCUAUCAAACAUCACAUGAGUUCACACCACUAAUGAGUCUUUUUUAAGUCCAGUCACAGAUAGAACUUUGUGGUAAAUAUAGGCUUUUGAGUUGUAUUAUAUGGCACAUUUACCAUUUCUGUUUGAGAGUUGUAAAAAUAUGUAUUACCCAACAGCUUGAUAUUUGAUCUUCAGACACUCAAAGGGUUGCGAUGUCUCGAUUCUCUACUUUUGUAUUUGCACAAAAAUAAUGUCAACCUACUGUAAUCUUAUUGCAAAUCACCUCAAUAGUUAAAUUUGUGUAUUAACACCUAAUCACUUUUAUUUACAUGGAAAACAUUGUGGUUGCAAAGUAUCCUUUAAUUUUUUACAGUAUUUCUGUAAAAAAGUAGUGCAGCUUUUUUUGUUACGUUUCUCAAGGAUGUGCACCCUCCUGACGAUUACAUGAAGUUAAAUAAUGAGGUGUAAACAUAAUUAAUUGUGCUCUGUUAGUUUUGUUUUGUUACUAUUAUUGAGUCUGACAAUGUAUUUGCCAAGGUCACAAAUAUACUUUAUUACAGACUUUAGAGUAAAUAGUGAAUUUUGAAAGCAAAGAAUGUAUUACCCAGGAAGCACUGCAUGUGAUGUAAAAUGUAUUGCAUAUUUCUUAGUUAACAUGUGAAUAGAAAAAAAAGAGGCUAAGCGGAGCACUUUAUCUGUAUAAGAUACUAGAAAUAUUUAUUUUGGUAUAUUUAUCUGAAGAAACAGAACAUUUUUCAUUGAAUCUGGUUCUUCCAUUGAGGUAUGUAGUGUGUAUAAUACAUGUAUUAAUGGUAAGCAAUAAUCCUGUAUAAUAGUAGCAUACACUAAUUGAUUUACAGUGUGUCAAAUUAUUUAAUAUACUAAACAUAGAGAUACCAUUCUCUUCAGUUACAGAUACAAGUUAAAUAUUGAUAUCCCUUUGCAGUCUUUAAUUAAUAAGGGAAGUGGUAAAGAAAUGGUCCAUUGGCCUCAUGCAAGUCUAAUCCAUUUGCAGAUGGAUAGUGGCCUGCCUGAAUAAAGGAUGUCAUAUUACAUCUUUGAUUUUUUGUUUUUGGUCUUAUUAAAACAUUUUCACAGUGCUAUUUAUGGUAAAAGUAGUGCCAUAUAUGUAUAAGUAUACAGUACAAUAGUAAAUUUAUUAAUACUACUGUAUAACAUGUUUAUACAUUAAAUCUUUUUUCUUUUGUGCAUAUUUAUUUUAUCAGUCUUUGUUUCGUAUAAUCCCUGCUUCCCCAAAAUAACUGUUUCCAGUGUUUCUAAUGAGAGUAGAUAUGUGUAAAUUUUGAACUUUUCCACGUUAACAGUAUUUAAAUUAGCGAUUGUAUAUAAAA
Molecule: messenger RNA, 4489 nt
Organism: Pelobates fuscus (common spadefoot toad)
Lineage: Eukaryota; Metazoa; Chordata; Amphibia; Anura; Pelobatidae
Gene: GABRA2
Product: gamma-aminobutyric acid type A receptor subunit alpha2
Exons: 10
Coding region: 360-1718 (452 amino acids)
Biological process (GO): synaptic transmission, GABAergic; nervous system process; signal transduction
Cellular component (GO): plasma membrane; synapse; postsynapse
Molecular function (GO): benzodiazepine receptor activity; GABA-A receptor activity; inhibitory extracellular ligand-gated monoatomic ion channel activity
Source: RefSeq, a predicted model, not a curated record